Molecule: messenger RNA, 603 nt
Organism: Penicillium salamii
Lineage: Eukaryota; Fungi; Ascomycota; Eurotiomycetes; Eurotiales; Aspergillaceae
Source: the annotation of a GenBank genome assembly
AUGCCUCCUCCAAAGACUUCAAAGAGUGAAUACAUCGAGACAGACACCGGCAACAAAAUCUCGCGCCGGUCCCAAAUCCACGGCACCCAGCACAUCAUUCUGGGUGGAAAGACAGUAAUCCAAGCCGAAGCUGUCAUCCGCGGCGAUCUAUUCCGGGGUGCAUCAACAGUCGACCCCAACAACCCCAGCACACCACCACCCUCAACACCAAGCGUGGCCAUCAACGUUGGCCGAUACAGCUAUAUUUCCAAAUCUGCUAUUCUCCGACCCCCGAGUCGUCUACACCGUGGCACACACUCUUUUUACCCGCUCAAGAUCGGCGACCAUGUCUUUGUAGGUGAGGGUGCUGUUAUCGAGGCUGCGCAGCUGGGGAAUCAUGUUCAUGUUGGGAAGGGUGCUGUUGUUGGUAGUAUGGCUAUUAUCAAGGACUAUGCUUAUGUGCUUGAUGGUGCGGUUGUGCCGCCUGGUAUGGUGGUGCCGAGUUGGUGUGUUGUUGGUGGGAAGCCUGCGAGGAUUGUGGGGGAGGUUGGGGAGGGGUAUGGUGUUGAAGGGGCUGAUGGUGGUUUGGCUAGAGAGAGAUAUCGCGUUGUUGGGAGGCCGUGA